CCAAAUCCCUCUGACUCGGUGAUCUCUGAAGUCUGGAUAUUAUCUUCGCUUACUUCAGUCUUCACCUACCAUUUCUCCAGGUCAAGGGCAAUAGUAAUCAGUGAAUUGUUAACAAACCCUGAUAUAAUUGGCUCCCUGAUUCAUCUCUUCCACCACAAGAAGAAGAAAUGGCUUGCUCCGCCACUUCAACCACCGGCCUCAUCUCCUCAAUCGCCGCCACUACCAAAUCCAUGGCAUCUCCUAUCUCAAAACCCUCUCAAACCGUAACUCUACCCAGUUCCUUCUUUGGCCAACGUAAGCCCCUCCUCCAAUCUCGCUCCCCUCGAUCAGUCUCAUUGAAGCGCGGCAACCAUUCCAGGAAGAGCUUCGUUGUCAAGGCCAGUGGUGACCUUCCGCUGGUGGGAAAUACAGCACCAGAUUUCGAGGCAGAGGCUGUUUUUGAUCAGGAGUUUAUUAAGGUUAAACUCUCGGAGUAUAUUGGGAAGAAAUACGUGAUUCUCUUUUUUUAUCCAUUGGACUUCACAUUUGUUUGCCCCACAGAGAUCACCGCUUUCAGUGACCGUUAUGCAGAGUUUGAGAAGCUAAACACUGAAAUAUUGGGUGUUUCAAUUGACAGUGUGUUCUCCCACCUGGCAUGGGUUCAAACUGACAGAAAAUCUGGUGGUCUUGGAGAUUUAAACUAUCCCUUGAUAUCUGAUGUCACUAAAUCAAUUGCAAAAUCCUAUGGGGUGCUAAUCCCUGAUCAGGGAAUUGCUUUGAGAGGACUUUUCAUUAUUGACAAGGAAGGAGUAAUUCAACACUCCACCAUUAACAAUCUUGCUAUUGGGCGAAGUGUCGACGAAACGUUAAGAACACUCCAGGCAUUGCAAUAUGUGCAAGAAAAUCCAGAUGAAGUUUGUCCAGCAGGGUGGAAACCUGGGGACAAGUCAAUGAAGCCAGACCCCAAGCUGAGCAAGGAGUACUUCUCAGCAAUAUGAGAGGUGUUAGCAUUGAAACCUCAAUCUUCCAUGUCAAUUUUAAAACGCGAGACGUAAACAUUUUUGUUGUGUUUCAUAUAAUUUUCGAGUUUUUAGGAGCAGUUUGUGGAAUAAGAGCAUUGAAGAGUACUGAGGGGUCUUAGGUUCUAUUCCAAUGUAUUUGCAAGAUUAAUCUCGUGGUAAGUGUAUUGGAGUAAAUUUGAGAGAUUUCAGUUCUACUCUUUCAAUCUCACUCCUAUUUCUAA
Manihot esculenta (cassava) is the source of this 1222-nucleotide messenger RNA. RefSeq names its product 2-Cys peroxiredoxin BAS1, chloroplastic. Bases 168 to 977 code for a protein of 269 amino acids. Gene Ontology annotation, molecular function: thioredoxin peroxidase activity. Gene Ontology annotation, biological process: response to oxidative stress; cellular response to stress; cell redox homeostasis. The record is from RefSeq and is a predicted model, not a curated record. The transcript is spliced from 7 exons. Lineage: Eukaryota; Viridiplantae; Streptophyta; Magnoliopsida; Malpighiales; Euphorbiaceae.